Messenger RNA from Microdochium trichocladiopsis, 450 nucleotides. Its product is annotated as Carboxylesterase. The record is from RefSeq and is a predicted model, not a curated record. The transcript has a single exon. NCBI's taxonomy places the organism in Eukaryota, Fungi, Ascomycota, Sordariomycetes, Xylariales, Microdochiaceae. The annotation marks the transcript as partial.
UGGAAGGGAAUCCCGUACGCCGAGCCCCCAGUCGGUUCGCUCCGCUUUAUGCCUCCCAAGGCCCUCGCGGCUCAGGGCUCGGACGUCAUUGACGUGACAGACAAUGCCCUGCGGUGUGUACAGUUCGCUGGCGCGCCGUACGGGAUCGUCAACAGCAACAUUGUCGGUCCGCGCUCUGGCCCCGGUCAAGAGGACUGCCUCAAGUUGUGGAUCUGGAAGCCUGCCAAGGCCAAAGCUGGUGACAAGCUCCCCGUCAUGUUCUACAUCCAUGGAGGCGGUCUGCAAUUCAGUGCGGCUCCCAAUAACGACUUUAGCGACUGGGUUGGCCAGAGCCAAGACUUCAUCGCCGUCAAUGUCGGCUAUCGCCUUGGAGCUCUUGGUUUCAUGGCCCACCCUUCCCUGCCCUCAGCCAACGCCGGUCUGCUCGACCAGCGCCAGGCCCUCCGUUGG